This is a messenger RNA of Adineta ricciae, 960 nucleotides long. Lineage: Eukaryota; Metazoa; Rotifera; Eurotatoria; Adinetida; Adinetidae. The record is from the annotation of a GenBank genome assembly.
AUGGGUUUAUCAGCAUUUUAUGGUAAAAUUGCUCCAGACGAAGAACGAUUUAAAGUUCUUGAUCGUGCCAUUGAACUUGGCAGUACAUAUAUCGAUAGUGCCAAUGCGUAUGGCGAUAAUGAAGAUUUAUUAGGAAAAUAUUUCAAACAAUAUCCUCAUCAACGUGAAAAAGUAUUUCUUGCUACGAAGUUUGGUAUCAUCGUUCUUCCAGAUAACAAACGCGACGUACGAGGUGAUGCUCAGUAUGUCCAUGAACAAUGUGAACGAAGUCUGAAACGUCUUGGUCUCGAUUACAUUGAUCUCUAUUAUGUGCAUCGUAUCGAUAGCAAAGUUCCAAUUGAGGAGACAAUGGGUGCACUAAAGGAACUUGUUCAAGCAGGAAAAAUCAAAUACAUUGGUCUUUCCGAAUGCUCAAGUGAUACUUUACGACGAGCCUGUGCUGUUCAUCAUGUAACAGCAGUGCAAAUCGAAUAUUCACCAUUUAGUAUGGAAAUCGAACACGAACAGAUUGGUCUUUUGAAAACUUGUCGUGAACUCGGUGUCGGUAUUGUUUGUUACUCACCAUUAGGUCGUGGUUUGUUAGGUGGACAAUUGAAAAGUCCCGAUGACCUUGAAGAAAGUGAUUAUCGACGCCAUCUUCCCCGUUUUUCCAAAGAAAAUUUCCCAAAAAACCUUCAAUUAGUCGAAACAUUAUCAUCGAUAGCGAAGAGAAAGAAUUGCACAACGGGUCAACUAACAUUGGCAUGGAUUUUAGCUCAAGGUGAUGACUUUGUUGUCAUUCCAGGUACUACGAAAAUCAAGAAUUUAGAAGAAAACGUUGCAUCUAUACAAGUUGAAUUAAGCAAAGAUGAAGAAAAAGAAAUUCGCGCAGCGUGUGAAAAAGCCGAUGUCGUCGGCGGGCGUUAUCCAGAAGCAUUUAGUUCUGUUUUAUUCGGUAACUCAGCACCAAAGAAAAACUAA